AUGGAACAUUUUGGUUUGUCCCAUAUAUUGUAUGAGCCAGAUAAAUAUAGUCCUGAUACAUUGGACUUAUUAAUUGAUGAAGAAGCUAGGGAAUAUUGGCUUAAUACUUGUGAGAAACUCGUAGAAAAAUACGUAAAUUUUGCAUUGGCAAAUACAGACGAUCCUACGGUGGAAAUAAGAGCUUUAAAAUUUAAAACAUGUUACGUGGAGGCAUUAAAGGAGCUUCGUGUGAAUCCUGUUGCUCACGGGCAGUUGACCAUAAGAUUACUUCUUGAUGUCAACGAAACAUGCCUUCGUUCUCAGGGCUUCUUUGAUUUAUGGAAACAGCAAAAGAAAUAUGAAAAUGAUGCUGCACUUGCUAGUCUUAGUUCACGAUUAGCUGAAAUUGAUGCCCUACCAAAUGAUAGACAAAAAUGGACUGAAAUUUGCAGAGGAGUUCUUGCUGGCAACAUGUUUGACUGGGGUGCUCAGGCUGUUACAGACAUACUUGACUGCGGGCUUUAUGAUGCUUUACAGAAGAUACAAAACAGGCCAUGGUUGUAUGAUGGCUUGGACAAAUGGCUUGACAAGUUAGAGAAAACUGUUCACCAUUGUGCAGCUGUGUUUGUGGACAACAGUGGAGUUGAUAUAGUUUUAGAAUUAGAAGAAGUUCUUCAACAUGCUUCGCUGAUCUGUCCUGUGCUAUCAGCAGCCUUGGCUACUGGAGAUUUAGUUGUGAGAUCCAGCGGGCAAAGGGGUCCAUGUCUUGAUCUCAGGACUAUUAGUGUAGGGCUUUGUACUGAAAUGAAGGUACGAGGAGUCGACCUAAUUAUAUUAGAAGGAAUGGGCAGGGCUCUCCACACGAAUUUUAACGCUCGCCUUUCUGUAGACUCGCUAAAAUUGGCUGUGGUAAAGAACGCCUGGCUGGCUCAACGUUUGGGCGGGCCGCUUUUCUCCGUUAUAUUUAUAUACGAAGACAAACCCUCCGAAACA
This is a messenger RNA of Iphiclides podalirius (scarce swallowtail), 972 nucleotides long. The record is from the annotation of a GenBank genome assembly. NCBI's taxonomy places the organism in Eukaryota, Metazoa, Arthropoda, Insecta, Lepidoptera, Papilionidae.